AUCCAACGAUCCAGAUUCCAUAAGGGACCGAUCUUUAUCGAACCGCAGAAUUUUACCCCGGGAUCGGAGCUGUUUCGCUUCGUCGGACAAACCGAACUAACGAUCCGGUACAGGUACGAUCGUUCACGUCCGGGAAUUGGCGACGGCAGGCAUCAAACGUCGGAUUUCGGGCUUUGUCGAGGCUGGUUCUCUCUCUCCCCACCUCCCCAUCUUCAAGAAAUUCUUCGUUGAUUUCGAGGAUAUCAGCGCAGACCCAUCUCAAAUUCUCAGGGCAGGCAGCCCUUCGUCACGUGAACACCCCCCCGCCUUCAACUCAUCGUCUCGCCGCAUCUCUGAUCUGUAGAAUGUGAGACCAUUAAGUUGGUCGUGAACCCACAUUAAUGGGAGAAAAUUCAUUUGCCCACAGAAAAUAUAUGUAUUUCCAUGACCAGAGGUACCCCCAUGAAGCAAUUGACAUCCACCACAUUGAGGUCCAAAGUAAUGCUGCAAAGCGUGUUUUUCUCUCUCUUCUUGGUGCCAUCGUUGUGGGGAAUGCAUUGUAUCUUGUCCUUAUCAAGGAGAAAUCAGUUACUCUUCUUUUCUCAAGCUUCCUCUUGUGGGCAUUUCUGAGAAAAUUGUUGCUUGGGAAACCUGUCAAGAAAGAAUCUGUGGUGAUUAUGCCAACUCUUGGGAUACAGCUUGAAACUCUCUAUAUCAGUGGCCGAAUCACGCGUCAGUUUGUUCCCGUCAGCAAGAUUUUAAAACCGGUGCUACAAGAAUGCGUCACACCAGUGACUUGUUAUUGGAGCCUUUCUUUGGUUUUGCGUGAGGAAGAAGAACUGACACCCGUUUUCAAGGAACUACGUCCACCGUUGAAGAUGCUAAUCCCAGUAUGGAAAGCACUUUGUGCUGCCACUGGUGAAGGCAGCUCACAUUCACGCACAGAGGACAGUGGAGAUGCUGAGGAAGGAGUUCGAUCUGAGACAAACCCGUGACAUGACCGAGCCGUCAAUCUUGAAAGACAGGAAACCAGAAGAUCCAUCGCCCUAAAGUUGGCUGAUUGAACCGUUAUUUUCACUGCUAGAGAUGUUCUUCGGCCCAACUGCAAUCGAAGUGGCUGCUUCCAUGUCUCAUCACACCCCGCUUAUAUGUGUGGCUAUAUAUGCAUAUGCAUCUGCUGGGAUAUUCAGGUCAAAGACUAGUGUGAAAAACCACGGGAAACCCAUUGGAAGCUGAAGCCGGAACCGACGAAAAUCCGAUUGAUUUUCCUGUGCGUGGAUUGAGAAACUUGGGAUUGAUCGAACCCGAACUCUCGGCCCAGGCAAAGAGUAAAAGACCGCCAGGUCGAACUCAUUCGUGAACCGGGUCCUUGAUUCAACGACAUACAAGCAUCGGGAACGCUAGUCGAUGUGCACAUAGGUCCGGGUUUACUUCCAGAAAAUUAGCACCGUGGUCGUUGGUAUGUGAUGGCCGAUGCGCUAUUGUUAAGACAAGCAUGAACAUAUUUAACAUACAAA
This is a messenger RNA of Eucalyptus grandis, 1496 nucleotides long. RefSeq lists its product as uncharacterized. Bases 381 to 974 code for a protein of 197 amino acids. Gene Ontology annotation, biological process: GPI anchor biosynthetic process. Gene Ontology annotation, cellular component: glycosylphosphatidylinositol-N-acetylglucosaminyltransferase (GPI-GnT) complex. NCBI's taxonomy places the organism in Eukaryota, Viridiplantae, Streptophyta, Magnoliopsida, Myrtales, Myrtaceae. The transcript has 6 exons. The record is from RefSeq and is a predicted model, not a curated record.